AUGCUACAAUCCGCUGAAUUAUACAAAACCACGUUGGCUUCGAUAUGUCUCUCAAUGGCUUGUGUUUUUCUCUAUGAAGUAGCGGAUUACUGGGAAGACGAUAUUGGCGUUUCGUACAUGAUGGCCAGUCAAUCUGAGAUAUCCACGGUAUCUAAGCUUAUCGGUCCCUUCAUGUGCAGUCAAACGCUGCGGAUCCACCUGCAAAACGGUACUCAUACGACGUUCGUGCAGCUAGUUAACUGGGUGCAAACUACUGUUACGAAGGGUCUCGAGCAUGCGAAAGUUAGUGGAAACGAUUUGGAUACCACUACAGAUGAUGAAUCUUCCUUGUUGUCCUCUUCGCCGGUCUUCUGUGCAGAAUCAGACGUAUAUAUACAAUUCGAUAUAGAAGAAAAUGACUGUAUAGUGCUGGAUAAAGUAGAUGAUGUGCAACUUCAUGUGGUUCGAAACGAAAAAGAUAACUUACCUCAACAUGCAUGGUGGCGCCAAGGAUUUUGUCCUUUCUUAAAUUUAUUCUUUGAUUACAAUCCUAAAAGCAAACAGCUUAGUUAUGCUAUUAUGUUUCCCACUAUACGUUGUGAAGAGUCUACUGCAGUAAGUACGGCUGGAUUUUUAUAA
Molecule: messenger RNA, 618 nt
Organism: Adineta ricciae
Lineage: Eukaryota; Metazoa; Rotifera; Eurotatoria; Adinetida; Adinetidae
Source: the annotation of a GenBank genome assembly